Molecule: messenger RNA, 2013 nt
Organism: Aspergillus aculeatus ATCC 16872
Lineage: Eukaryota; Fungi; Ascomycota; Eurotiomycetes; Eurotiales; Aspergillaceae
Exons: 5
Coding region: 1-2013 (670 amino acids)
Biological process (GO): DNA-templated transcription; regulation of DNA-templated transcription
Molecular function (GO): DNA binding; zinc ion binding; DNA-binding transcription factor activity, RNA polymerase II-specific
Source: RefSeq, a predicted model, not a curated record
AUGUCCGAUCCGCAGUCCGCCUCCCGCUCACUCGCUCCCGCUCCCGGCCUUCCGCAAAACACGAAGAGUCCCGACAAUGUAGUUCAGGGUCGGAAACAUAAAACCACCGCCUGCACGGCGUGUAAGCAGAAGAAGCUCAAAUGCAGGGGAGAUCCACCAUGUCAACACUGCGUGGCCAACGGCAUCGAGUGCCAUGUCGACGAGAUGGCUGAUAUGCGUCGCAAAUUCGCCAUGAAACGGAAGCUGGAGCGGCUCGAACAAGCCGAAGAGACUCUGACGCGGCUGCUUGAAACGCUCCGAGAUAGCGAAAGUAAAGAUCUGGCCCAGGUGCUGAAUCUCAUCCGAAGCAACGCCUCAUUCGACGAACUCCAAUUGUAUCUUGACAAGCAGUUAUCCGGGGAUGGUUCUGAAAUAUCACCGGGCCUGCAGCAAGUUCGAAACCAACUUACUCGCCCAUCCGAAGAAGCUGAUGAAGUUGGUCGGUCUGCGCGCAGUGGCAGCCGCCGUAUUCUGGAUGUGCGCCGCCUCGCAGACACCCCGGUCUAUCGAGUACCCGCAAAGCCGUGGACGAGGGUCACCGACGACGAUGAAUUGGUAUCUCAUUUGGUCUCGCUCUGGUUAACGUGGACCUAUCCGUUCUUUGACUGGUUGGACAAAGACGCCUUUAUCCGGGAUAUGCAGGCAGGCCGACUUAACUGCCAAUUCUGUACACCAUUCCUGGUAAAUGCCAUCCUCGCGGAGGCUAGUUACCUUUCCGACUACGCCGAAGUAUUUACCGUCCCAAACGACAUGUUUUCUCGAGGUGAUCACUUCUAUGAAGAGGCGCGUCGGUUGUUAGAGGAAGAGGAAGGGUCAGCUAGUCUACCGACCAUUCACGGCCUCCUCGUGCUAUUUAUCCGUCUCACUCUUAUGGGAAAGGAUAGAUUGGGUUGGAUGUAUCUCGAUCUAGCCAUCCGAGCGGCCCAAGAAUAUGAAACUGCACAUCCACCUAGGUCGACGAACUCGGAAUCUGAUCGCAUUCUUGAAGAUGCGGCGAAUCGCACUCUCUGGGGCGUCUUCUGCAUGGCUUCCACGGCCAAUGUUUCCCUGAUGAAGCACCUUAGUAUUGACCCCCCACGGCGCCCACGCAUAUCGAUGAAACACGGCGAUCCUGAGGACAUUUGGUACCCGUAUCCUCGCGAAGUGGAAUCCGUACCAGGCCACCAUACCUGUGUAUUCGACCGCUGGUGUGAUCUUUCUAGCAUCCUUAUUACGAUCAGUCACGCAUUUCAUGAUUACGAGCGUCGAAUCCCCCGGUCGGAUAUUGCGACAUUUGUGCCGGCCAUCUUUACACAGCUCCAGGGCUGGUAUACCAAUCUGCCGGAAUGCUUACAGGCGGAGACAGCAACUGUUCCCCACGCCUUAAGCCUGCAUCUGCUAUACCAUACGACUGUGAUGCAGAUUUUUGGGUUUAUGCGCGCCAGCAAUGACCUGGUUCUAGAUCCGGCCACAGCCAGUCAUGCCCGAGAACUCUGCCUCGCAUCCGCCCGCCGAAUCACCCAUCUAUUAGGUAUUCAUCGCGCCAAAUGGGGCAUUGAUCGCAUGUCACCCUCGACGAUCCAGUGGUGGAGCAUUGGACUCUUCACGCUCAUGGAAUCUCUCGACUCCCAGGAGAAUAGGAAUGCCUUUGUCGAAUUGUGUAUAAUUGCCCGCGCCUUUGCUCGUCGGAUGCCUCUCGCAAAGGGAAUUCUCCGCAUGAUUCAAUUGUCCGCCAGUCAGAUGCAGGUUGUUUUACCGGAGGAGACGGAGGCGCUCUUUGAGGACUUUGAGACUCUAGCUUGGAAGGCAACCGAUUCUCGGGGAUUCAGCAGUUUCUACCCACACUUCCAUACGGUGGUUCAGCAAGGGUCUUUGCGGCAACCCGAGAUGGAUUUGGAUCAAUUUCUGGCUAAAUGGGAUUCGUUGAGUAUAUCCAAGCUCAACUCCCACGAUCACGACAAUAAUCAUGACGCCGACCCUCCUGGUGGGCCAUGA